AUGUUUGAGCGCCUCAUUGUUUUUGGGCUGCAGCUGUUUGCGCCCAUCACUGUCCUCUCGCUCUCAAUACUGGUGCCAAUCCACGCCACCAGCCACUAUCUUGAGGAGAGCCUGCAGAGCAAGGAGGUCACCGCGACCCUCAUGGGGCUCACCAUGAGCGCCAUGAAGGACGGCUCCCAGGAGAUGUGGGUGCACAUCUGCCUGGUGUACUUGUAUGUGGCCUACGCAAUGUGGCUGAUGGACGGGCACUACAAGUGGUACGUACUGCUGCGGCAGCACUACCUGACAAUGGGUGACAGCGUGUCCCCGUGGCUUGGGCACGCCGUGUCGCCGCGGCACGGCGGCGUGCUGAAGGCGAGCACUGAGAACGGCGGCGGCGGCGGCGGCGAGGGGGACGGUAUGCUGGGCAGCGCGGAGUGGGAGGAUGGGCUGCUGCUCGACGGCGAGGGCGACGGGCAGCCUGGCGCGGGCGGGAGGGCUGGGUGCUACUCCGCGCCGGGGCAGCAGUCGGUGGUCGAGAUGGUCCACGACGGCGGUGGCGGCCCCAGCCUGCACCUCCCCACCUUCCUGCGUCGUGGCUCAGGCGGCCUCGGCGGCCUCGGCGGCAGCCUGGCAGGCGGCUCGCCGGGCUCCGCGCGCCGCAAGGCGGCCAAGCGGCAGGGCGCCGGCGGGGACGUGUUCUUGGAAGAAAACGUCGGCUGCGGCGACGGCGGAGGCGGCUCUCCGCGCGGCCGCGGCCGGUCGCGGCGACGCGAGCUCGUGUGUGACGAUGAAGAGGAGGAGGAGGAGGAGGCGUGGCGGGAGUCCAAGGCCGAGGCGGCGCGUGUGGCGAGGUCGGCGGAGGCCAGUGGCGCGGAUGCGGAGUGGUGGGAGUUCAGGGCGGGGGACCCCCUCAUAGACCGCCAUAUCACGCAGCUGGACAUUGACAGUGACCUGUCUUGGGCCCAAGCAGAGCCAGCCUCGUGA
Monoraphidium neglectum is the source of this 966-nucleotide messenger RNA. RefSeq lists its product as hypothetical. Gene Ontology annotation, molecular function: calcium-activated cation channel activity. The transcript is spliced from 5 exons. Gene Ontology annotation, cellular component: plasma membrane. The record is from RefSeq and is a predicted model, not a curated record. Lineage: Eukaryota; Viridiplantae; Chlorophyta; Chlorophyceae; Sphaeropleales; Selenastraceae. The coding region runs from base 1 to 966 and encodes 321 amino acids.